CCGCUGCUGUGACGGAGUGGGAGAGGGAGAACUUGGGGGCAAAUCAACAUCCUGCCAUCCUCUCGCGUGUGCUGCUCAUAGAGCCCUGCACUGCCUCCCACCGUCACCUCUCCAAGCGCAAGGUUUCCUCCAGGCUUCAACUCCCGGAGACACGCCAGGUUGAGAAACAGCAACUUUAAAAACAUGCAUCGCAGGCACACAACCCUUCGGGAGAAGGGCCGGAGGCAGGCCAUCCGGGGCCCAGCCUACAUGUUCAAUGAGAAAGGCACCAGCCUGACUGCAGAGGAGGAACGCUUUCUCGAUUCUGCGGAAUAUGGCAACAUUCCCGUUGUGCGAAAAAUGCUGGAGGAAUCCAAAACCUUGAACUUCAAUUGUGUCGAUUAUAUGGGACAAAACGCCCUUCAGUUAGCUGUAGGCAAUGAGCAUCUGGAAGUGACAGAGCUCCUCCUCAAAAAGGAGAAUCUUGCUCGGGUUGGAGAUGCGCUUUUGCUAGCCAUCAGUAAAGGAUACGUGCGCAUUGUAGAAGCAAUAUUGAACCAUCCAGCCUUUGCCCAAGGACAGCGCCUCACGCUCAGCCCCCUUGAGCAGGAACUGAGAGAUGAUGAUUUUUAUGCUUACGAUGAGGACGGAACCCGGUUCUCCCAUGACAUUACCCCUAUUAUACUUGCUGCCCACUGCCAGGAGUAUGAAAUAGUUCACAUCUUACUUCUAAAAGGUGCGCGGAUUGAAAGGCCACAUGACUAUUUUUGCAAGUGCAAUGAAUGUAUUGAGAAGCAGAGGAAAGAUUCCUUUAGUCACUCUCGAUCAAGAAUGAAUGCCUACAAAGGAUUAGCCAGUGCUGCUUAUUUGUCUCUUUCCAGUGAAGACCCUGUCCUUACUGCUUUAGAGCUAAGCAAUGAAUUGGCCAGACUAGCCAACAUUGAAACUGAAUUUAAGAAUGACUAUAGGAAGCUAUCUAUGCAAUGCAAAGACUUUGUUGUGGGGGUGCUGGACCUGUGCAGAGACACUGAAGAAGUAGAAGCUAUUCUGAAUGGAGAUGUGAACAUACAUUUGUACCCCGAGCACCACCGGCCAAGUCUGAGCAGGAUUAAACUUGCUAUUAAAUACGAGGUCAAAAAGUUUGUUGCUCAUCCCAACUGCCAGCAGCAAUUGCUCACCAUGUGGUAUGAAAACCUCUCAGGCUUACGGCAGCAAUCUAUAGCUGUGAAGUUCUUGGCCGUCUUUGGGGUCUCCAUUGGCUUGCCCUUCCUUGCCAUAGCCUACUGGAUCGCUCCCUGCAGCAAGCUGGGUCGGACCCUCCGAAGUCCUUUCAUGAAGUUUGUGGCACAUGCAGUUUCUUUCACAAUCUUCCUUGGACUGUUAGUAGUGAAUGCAUCAGAUCGGUUUGAAGGAGUGAAAAAUCUCCCCAACGAGACCAUCACGGAUCAUCCAAAACAAAUAUUUAGAGUCAAAACAACUCAGUUCUCAUGGACAGAAUUGCUGAUCAUGAAGUGGGUACUGGGCAUGAUAUGGUCAGAGUGCAAGGAGAUCUGGGAAGAGGGUCCACGCGAAUACGUGGUGCACCUCUGGAACCUGCUGGACUUUGGGAUGCUCUCCAUCUUCGUGGCAUCGUUCACUGCCAGGUUCAUGGCUUUUCUCAAAGCAACUGAAGCACAACAGUACGUAGAUCAGUACGUUCAAGAUGAUGACCUCAAUAAUGUCACCCUUCCCCCUGAAGUUGCUUAUUUUACUUAUGCCAGGAACAAGUGGCUUCCCUCGGAUCCUCAGAUCAUUUCAGAAGGACUGUAUGCAAUAGCUGUGGUACUCAGCUUCUCCCGCAUUGCUUACAUUCUUCCAGCCAACGAAAGCUUCGGUCCCCUGCAGAUCUCUUUGGGGAGGACUGUGAAGGAUAUCUUCAAGUUCAUGGUCAUCUUCAUCAUGGUGUUCCUGGCCUUUAUGAUUGGAAUGUUCAAUCUCUACUCCUACUACCUUGGUGCAAAAUACAACCCUGCCUUUACAACGGUAGAAGAAAGUUUUAAAACCUUAUUCUGGUCAAUAUUUGGCUUAUCUGAAGUGAUAUCUGUGGUGCUGAAGUACGAUCACAAAUUCAUUGAGAAUAUUGGAUAUGUACUCUAUGGAGUAUAUAAUGUGACUAUGGUGGUGGUGCUGCUUAAUAUGCUAAUAGCCAUGAUCAACAACUCCUACCAGGAAAUUGAGGAGGAUGCAGAUGUGGAGUGGAAGUUUGCACGUGCCAAGCUCUGGCUAUCCUACUUUGACGAAGGAAGGACUUUACCUGCUCCUUUUAACCUAGUGCCAAGCCCGAAAUCAUUUUAUUAUCUCAUACUGAGAAUAAAAAUGUGCCUCAUAAAACUCUGCAAAUCUAAGGCCAAAAACUGUGAAAAUGACCUGGAGAUGGGAAUGCUGAAUUCCAAACAACGGAAAGUUCGUUUUCACUCCAGCUCUCAAAAUACAGACUAUUUUUCUGGGAAGAACGCUUACAACAAGCCCACAAGAUAUCAGAAAAUAAUGAAGCGUCUGAUUAAGCGGUACGUCCUGAAGGCUCAGGUUGACCGAGAAAAUGAUGAAGUUAAUGAAGGAGAACUUAAAGAGAUUAAGCAAGAUAUUUCUAGUCUCCGCUAUGAGCUCUUAGAGGAAAAGUCACAAGCUACAGACGAGCUGGCACGACUAAUACAGCAGCUGAGCGACAAAUUUGGGAAGACCUUAAACAAGGACAUCUGAUGGUGAAAACAGAGCAAGGCAACUGGUUUCCUAAACACUUUUGAAUCUCAACCAGCAUCUUAGGAGAGCAAAAACCAUAUAAAAGAUGGGUACUGCACACUCAGCUUUUGCUAACUAGCAAGUAUUGGUAGGAGCACCUUGCAUUGCUGCUGUGCUUGGUGAGUUUAUUACCAGUUAAAUCUUUUAUGACACAAAAGUGACUCACUGGUAAAAAUGUAUUCCCUUUGACAUCAGAAAUAGAUGCACCAUAGGGAAGCACCUCUAGUUAAAGGCAAAAAAGACAGAUCUUCACCUAUCUGACUGUAGUGAAGACAACGUAACUGUGCUCAUUUAUACCACCUGGGACUGUACUGAUCAGAGUUGGGUGAAGCCUGAAGACAAAAUGUGAUAAGCACUCCUUGAAAAUUCCUAUCCUCGGGUGUGUACUCCCCUUUUAUGUUUACAUGGGCAGCCCUGAAGAUACCUUUGAACUGUGGCUAAGGAAAAGCAACUGAGAAAUCAACUGCUGAACUGACCAAGGCAACGUAUGGCAGGUAGAGGUCAUCUACUUUUGAUAUAGAUGGAUAACAGCAUUGGGAAAAAUGAAUGGAGCUUGUUGGGUAAAGCAUUCUUUCACCCUUCUGCUAGAACCUGAUGCAACGAUUCCCAGCCCAGAACUCCUAUUCCCUAUU
This is a messenger RNA of Neopsephotus bourkii (Bourke's parrot), 3389 nucleotides long. RefSeq names its product transient receptor potential cation channel subfamily C member 7 (gene TRPC7). Gene Ontology annotation, cellular component: cation channel complex; membrane. The transcript has 12 exons. Gene Ontology annotation, molecular function: inositol 1,4,5 trisphosphate binding; store-operated calcium channel activity; protein binding. The record is from RefSeq and is a predicted model, not a curated record. Lineage: Eukaryota; Metazoa; Chordata; Aves; Psittaciformes; Psittacidae. Gene Ontology annotation, biological process: regulation of cytosolic calcium ion concentration; manganese ion transport; calcium ion transmembrane transport. The coding region runs from base 184 to 2718 and encodes 844 amino acids.